Messenger RNA from Hypomesus transpacificus, 1432 nucleotides. RefSeq names its product opiate receptor-like 1 (gene oprl1). Gene Ontology annotation, cellular component: membrane; neuron projection. The transcript is spliced from 5 exons. Gene Ontology annotation, molecular function: neuropeptide binding; nociceptin receptor activity. Lineage: Eukaryota; Metazoa; Chordata; Actinopteri; Osmeriformes; Osmeridae. The record is from RefSeq and is a predicted model, not a curated record. The coding region runs from base 200 to 1291 and encodes 363 amino acids. Gene Ontology annotation, biological process: neuropeptide signaling pathway; sensory perception of pain.
UGGACCACUUGGGGCAAUGAAAAACUGAACAUCGUGAGGAGUCUGACAUAAAUAAGCGAAGAUAGACUACAAUACAAUCAGAGAGCGAAUACCAAAAAUCAACUUAUCGGUUUCGUCUGUGUAAGCACAAGAGAACGCGUUUAACGGCUUCUCAACAACGAAGGCUGCAUUAGCUUCAUAAUUAACGGUGACGGUCUUCAUGGAGUUCGCAAGCGAGACGGUGGCAGACCUGAGCCACUUCCGUUUCUAUAACGAAUCCUUGUUCCAGAACAACUUCAGCGGGCCAUACAACGACACCGACACCUACCUUCCAACCGGCAUUAAGAUGACCAUAGUGGUGGUUUACAUGAUCGUCUGCGUGGUGGGGCUCGUGGGCAACUGUCUGGUCAUGUACGUCAUCAUCAGGUACACCAAGAUGAAGACAGCUACUAACAUCUACAUCUUUAACCUGGCCCUGGCUGACUCCCUGGUGCUGGUCACUCUGCCCUUCCAGGGGACUGACGUCUUCCUGGGCUUCUGGCCCUUUGGGAAUGCCCUGUGCAAGACGGUGAUCUCCAUCGACUACUACAACAUGUUUACCAGUACCUUCACCCUAACAGUGAUGAGUAUAGACCGCUAUGUGGCUGUCUGCCACCCCGUCAAAGCCCUGGAUAUGAGGACCCCACACAAGGCAAAGGUGGUCAACAUAUGUGUGUGGGUGUUGGCCUCUGCAUUCGGUGUUCCUGCCAUGGUGUUGGGGAACGUGGAGGUGGAGGUGGAGCAGAACAGUGUGGAGUGCAUUGUGGUCCACCCAGAACCCCGUAGCUACUGGGAUCCCGUCUUCGGCACCUGCGUCUUUGUCUUCUCCUUCCUCAUCCCCGUGGCGAUCAUCAGCGUGUGCUACAGCCUGAUGGUCAAGCGGCUCCGCAGCGUGCGCAUCCUCUCUGGCUCCAAGGAGAAAGACCGCAACCUGCGGCGCAUCACGCGCAUGGUCCUGGUGGUGGUGGCAGCCUUCGUGGUGUGCUGGACUCCCAUCCAGAUCAUGGCCCUGGCCCAGUCCUUGGGCUUCAACCUGGGCAGCCUGCUCACCGUGGCCCUGAUGCACUUCUGCAUCGCUUUAGGUUACGUCAACAGUAGCCUCAACCCUGUCCUUUAUGCCUUCCUGGAUGAGAACUUCAAGAGGUGUUUCCGGGAGUUUUGCCACCCGUCCCCGUUCCGUCUGGACGGCCAGCCGAGUCGCAUGCGGAGUAUCGCGCGUGAUGUGGCGGCCUAUAACUGCAAGGCAGGGGACGGCAACACAAAUCCUGCAUGACUAGGCGUGGAGCUGCCCCUGGUGGGACGCGAGCCCCAACCCAACCCAGGGACAGGCAACUCCAACACAGAGCUGACUCAGAUCACUACCCUCUAGCAGAACCGAUGCCCCUUUCGCCUGGCUGCAGAGCUGGGGCAGGGG